Molecule: messenger RNA, 792 nt
Organism: Ceraceosorus bombacis
Lineage: Eukaryota; Fungi; Basidiomycota; Exobasidiomycetes; Ceraceosorales; Ceraceosoraceae
Source: the annotation of a GenBank genome assembly
AUGAUCCAAAGCUGCUUCAAGGCCAUCCCAAAAACUACCAACCGUCAACAGCGUGCCUUGAUCAUGGACAAUCUGCAUCUCUGGGCAUCCACUUUGACCCUUCCUGCACAAGCCAUUGAACGGCGACGGGCCUACAAUGUCGGAACAGUCCACUGCCAGCUCCGUCUUCACUCUGAAGCCAUCUACAAACAACUCAAUAUCAAUCGCCACUUUGCCGACAAUCUACCGCUCACCGGGCCUUACCUGUUUGGAAGGACUGUCACUAGGGUGCUCAAGCGCAUGGCCGACACAUUCGCCUUUGGACACGGAAAAGUUUAUCGGCGGUACUUAGAACCACUCCGCCACCCCGAUGUCCGCGGUGCCCACAUGCCCAUUUGGCAACGGGAAAUCUGGUGCCGUCCGACUCACAUCCAGAGGCAGAUCCAAACAAGAGGACUUCUACUGGCGGCACCGUGGGCAUCCAUGGCGGUCAACAUGCCGGCCCAGGAAACUUGUAUGGAGCCACACGUGGACGACCACAAUGCUGAGUGGGGCCUCUGCACGAUCGCCUCGGCCGGUCACUACACCGGUGGCAAACUCAUCAUCCACCCUGCGGACAUCCAAAUUGCGACCAGACCAGUCAUUGAUACGGUGAGCUUUCCCUCCGCCAAACUUAUACAUUCAAACACGCAGGCUACUGUGUACCGCAUGUCCAUGAUCGGCUCCACAAGCUCCAAUAUUCUCGGGCAUCUUGCAACCCUACCUGCCCUCGAUGACUACCCUCAAUGGCCUGCACAUUUUUGGCAAGACUAA